AUGGGGGCGGUGGCGGCUUGGAUUGAGCGGCUACUAUCCGCAACACGCGGCCGGUUAUGCCUCCGUCCGCCUCGCGCUGCCGCGCGCCUCUCCACGCCCACAAUUCAUUCCCUCCCCCUCACCCGCUCGGCCGCGGUCUCUCUCCUCUCCGAGCCCUCUCCUCCUCCCUCUCCUCCAUUCCUCGCCCCUUGCUCCUCUCUCUCCGACUCUCCCCCUCCUCUUCCCAUCUUGCCUCCUCAUCCUCUCUACCUCUCUGCCCCCCAUCUCGUCCUCCAUCGGCCGCCGCGAUGCUUCGUCACGCAUCCUCUCUCGCCCUCCUCUCCCGCCCAUGUCCUCUUCCUCGCCGCCUCCCCCUCCCCCUCCGCCUCCGUCCUCCUCCGCGCCUGGUCCCUCCCCUCCCGCGCCUCGGCCUUCGCCCCCGCCUCGCUCGCCCUCAACCCCCGUGCCCCCGCCGCUCCCGCGGCGCGGGGCCUCGCCGUCGACGCCCUCCCCUUCGGCCUCGGCGUCCGCCUCGCCGGAUCCGUCAACGCCGUCGCCCUCCACUCCCUCGCCGCCGCCCAGAUCUGGAUCCUCGCCGCGCGGACCUCAGAGGCCGCGGCCGUUGUCGAGCUGAGCAAGUGCGCGGUGAUCGAAUUAUCGACCCCGAUCUACGCGAUGGCGGCGGCGAUGGGGUGCUUGAUCCUCGGUGAGGUCGGCCGGGUUAGGGCUUUCCCGCUGAGGCCGCUGAUCAAGGGUCGGGCCGCGAAGAAGGGUGGGGGUUUGUCGUCGGGGCAGGGAAAUGGAGAUUCUUGCAAGAAAAAGGGCGUCUUGAAUGGGGUGGUGGUGGUUCCAACGAGCCGCAGGAAGAGGGGCGAAGCACGGUCUUUUGUAGCUGGGAGAGGUUCAGAAUUGCGGGAUGGAUGCAGAUGCAAUGGUGAAGUAGAAGGUCGUGUUGAGGGAGAGCUUACUCCUAUUAAGCUCAAGAUGUUGCGAAUCAAACAGAAUUCAGAAAAUUCAUACUCAUUCCUCGUGGCAAUGAAUUGCGCUAGUGUCCAAAAGCAAAAAAAUGGUACGGGAGUUCUGGCAUCUGCAAAAGCAGUUUCUGUCCAUGCACUAUCAAAGAACAAAUUUUUGAUACUGGAUUCUGUUGGAGAUUUGCACGUUCUAAGUCUGCGUAAUAAGGCUGUGCCAUCAGGCAUCACAGAUCAGUGCUCCCUAACUUCCAAAGAAGCUCAUACAUAUCGUUUGGAUCAUCCCAUGAAAAUUCAACUAUUGGCUGUUCUUCCCAAUACCUCUGCAAAGACGCAAGUGGUUUGGGUAUCAGAUGGUGCGCAUACAGUGCAUAUGAUGUCAUUAUCUGAUAUUGAAUAUUCUGUUGGUGGAAAUGUAGAAGAAGAAAGAAAGUCGACAAUGAUUCAGAUCUCAGCUAUUGAAGCAAUCUUUGUGAGCGAAAAGGUGCGGGACAUUGUUCCUAUAUCAUCAAAUGCAGUUCUAGUUCUUGGUCAAGGAAAUAUAUUUGUGUAUGGUACUGCUUGAAGCUAAUGAUCUUCGUAAUCUUAUGUGGUGGGAUUCCAAGUGAGACCAGCUUAGAACUCGAUGGUGUUGUAUACAUUCAUGAGUUGAAGUUUUGGACUGGUUUCUGAUGAGAGGGGUUUUGCAGUGUUAAUGAAGAUUAUUUUUACUAACCUAUCCUUGAAGUCAUGAGCUGCAUUAGUCUUUUCAGUUUCAGUGGCCGCCAAAGCUUUAUGACUUCAAAGGCACUCAAAAAGAGCUUAAAGGUGGAGGCCAAGUAAACAUGCGAGGACUAUGAGAAGACAUUUUUGGGCCGACUUACUGUUUCAAUGUCGAUGUGGUUGUCGGUCACUCCGAGAAGCUUAUUACCGCAUCCAUUCGAGGAGCUUGCUCAAGUUGCGGUUGCUAUCAAGUUAAUUCGGUCCGAAAAUAGAAAUCUCUCUUGGUGCUUGGUAUGACCUAUAAUCCAAUUACGCGGUUAUCGCCGCUCUCUUUAAGAGCUCGAUGAGUCUACUACUUCACAUAGUUUUAUGCUCAAGAGACUUCUAUUAUGACGAGGUGUCACCUUACCUAUGCUUUCUUCCCGUGGUGCUUUGAAUUUGGACAUUACGUUUUAAAUGAACAUGUGAAUGCAAAAAAAUAUGACACAGUUAACCGAGCGUUUCUUUUGCA
Ananas comosus (pineapple) is the source of this 2163-nucleotide messenger RNA. RefSeq lists its product as uncharacterized. The transcript is spliced from 9 exons. NCBI's taxonomy places the organism in Eukaryota, Viridiplantae, Streptophyta, Magnoliopsida, Poales, Bromeliaceae. Bases 1 to 1515 code for a protein of 504 amino acids. The record is from RefSeq and is a predicted model, not a curated record.